Messenger RNA from Amaranthus tricolor (Joseph's coat), 967 nucleotides. RefSeq lists its product as uncharacterized. The transcript is spliced from 6 exons. Gene Ontology annotation, biological process: protein retention in ER lumen. The record is from RefSeq and is a predicted model, not a curated record. Gene Ontology annotation, molecular function: ER lumen protein retrieval receptor activity. Lineage: Eukaryota; Viridiplantae; Streptophyta; Magnoliopsida; Caryophyllales; Amaranthaceae. The coding region runs from base 25 to 873 and encodes 282 amino acids. Gene Ontology annotation, cellular component: membrane.
AUUAGUAACUAAACCAUAACAUUGAUGGGGAAUAAGAGGGAAACUCCGACGCCGAUGAAGCAACUAACGAGAUGGGUUUGGAGACGAUCGGUCCGGGAGAAAGUAACCAUGGGCACGGUUAUAACCCUUGUGUUAUUGAUUUUGUUAAAGGUUAUGGUGAAAAAGAAUUCCCAUUUGUUUGUUGCAACACAACUUGCUCAUUGUGCUGGUAUCUUAGUCUUAAUUUACAAGCUCUCUAUUACUAAAACUUGUUCUGGUCUAUCAUUGAAGACUCAGGAACUUACAGUGAUAUAUUUGAUUAUGAGGAUCAUCUGUCACUUUACACUGGUACAAGAUGUAGGUAUUGUACUUGAUUUUCUAACCCUUGGAUCAACUCUAUGGGUCAUCUAUAUGAUACGGUACAAGUUAAAAACCACCUACUUGCAAAACCUUGACAAUAUGCCUUUAUAUUAUGUGUUGGUGUCCUGUGCGAUUGUAUCAGCAAUUGGACACCCAGCAUGGCAAAUUAAUUUUUUUGGAAACCAAUUUGAAUUUGUGAGGAGAUACUUCUAUGUGUAUAAUUUGACUAUUGAAGCCCUUUCUAUGCUCCCUCAACUUCGUUUGAUACAAAAUGCCAAGAUGGUUGAACCAUUUACUGCUCAUUAUGUCUUUGCUCUGGGAGUCGCAAGAUUCUUCUCAUUCACGAAUUGGAUUAUUAUGCUGAUUGACAGUAAAGGGGCUCUCUUGACACAAAUUGGGAAGGGACGUCUAUAUUUAGUGGUAGCUCCUCUCUUUGAAGUGAUUCAAACUUUCAUCUUGGCUGACUUUUGUUAUUACUAUGUCAAGAGUGUGAUGGAAGGACGGCGUAUGAUGAGGUUACCCUCACUUGUUUGAGGUUAGGACAUGAGUUUCUGUUCACAAUGUAAAUGGACACCAAUGAAAAAGACUUGGUUUCCUCUGUAUUAUUAUAAUUUAUAAAUAUAAUAAA